This is a messenger RNA of Salvelinus namaycush (lake trout), 5083 nucleotides long. RefSeq names its product potassium/sodium hyperpolarization-activated cyclic nucleotide-gated channel 3-like. The transcript has 8 exons. Lineage: Eukaryota; Metazoa; Chordata; Actinopteri; Salmoniformes; Salmonidae. Gene Ontology annotation, molecular function: voltage-gated potassium channel activity. The coding region runs from base 1 to 3627 and encodes 1208 amino acids. Gene Ontology annotation, cellular component: membrane. The record is from RefSeq and is a predicted model, not a curated record. Gene Ontology annotation, biological process: potassium ion transport; transmembrane transport.
AUGGUUGACGACGGAGGAGAAUACGGUGGUGGCGACGACACCAAGAAGAAAAGUACCGGUAUCAGGCUGAAGUCUCUCCCUCCUCCUGGACCAUCCCCCACCAGCAGCUGGAAGAGCAACGGGGACCGGGACCCCAAGAGCGGAACUGCCGGAGACUUGGAAACGGACAUUGCCAUCAAGACCAACUUGAAUGGGGACUGUCGUCUGGUCAGAGGUCGCCUUUCCUCCAUCACUGGUCGACUUACUCUUGGGUCAGAUCCAGCUGAGCAGCGGAGGCUGAUCUCCGAGGCAGACACCGGUGCUAAAGAAGAGAGUUACCCCGGAGGGGGCGAGCUGGGAGUUCAGGGUGCCGGCGGUCGCAGUGCUGGUGCACAUCGCCGAUCGUCCGUCUUCGAUCAGUCCACUUUCAUCAAGUUAGAAGGAACCGAACCGAUCAUGCCAGACGAAGCAGAGCAGUUGUACCGGGCGGGCUUCAUGCACCGGCAGUUCGGGGCGAUGCUUCAACCAGGAGUCAACAAGUUCUCUCUGAGAAUGUUGGGGAGCGAGAGGGCCGUGGAACACGAGAGAGAACGCGUCAAGUCUGCAGGAUUUUGGAUCAUUCACCCAUACAGUGAUUUUAGGUUCUACUGGGAUCUGAUCAUGCUGUUCCUCAUGGUGGGGAACCUCAUCAUCAUCCCUGUGGGCAUCACCUUCUUCAAGGACGAGCACACUCCCCCCUGGAUCGUCUUCAACGUCAUCUCAGACACCUUGUUCCUCAUCGACCUGGUCCUCAACUUCCGGACGGGCAUUGUCAAGGAGGACAACACCGAGAUCAUUCUGGACCCACAGACCAUCAAGAUCAAGUAUCUGAAGAGCUGGUUCGUGGUGGACUUCAUCUCGUCCAUACCAGUAGAUUACAUCUUCCUCAUCGUGGAGACCAGAAUCGACUCGGACUUCUACAAGACGGCCCGGGCGCUGAGGAUCGUGCGGUUUACGAAGAUCUUGAGUUUGUUGAGGCUCCUGAGGCUGUCCAGACUCAUUAGAUAUAUACACCAGUGGGAGGAGGUUUUCCAUAUGACCUAUGACCUGGCCAGUGCCAUGGUGAGGAUUGUGAACCUGAUUGCUAUGAUGCUGCUGUUGUGUCACUGGGAUGGAUGUCUGCAGUUCCUGGUUCCCAUGCUGCAGGAGUUCCCCUCUGACUGCUGGGUCACCAGGAACAAGAUGGUGAAUGACACGUGGGGCCAGCAGUAUUCCUAUGCCCUGUUCAAGGCUAUGAGUCACAUGCUGUGUAUCGGGUACGGUAUGUACCCUCCUGUCGGCCUGGUAGACGUUUGGCUCACCAUCCUCAGUAUGAUCGUGGGCGCCACCUGCUAUGCCUUGUUCGUAGGCCAUGCUACCGCUCUGAUCCAGUCACUGGACUCGUCACGGCGGCAGUACCAAGAGAAGUAUAAACAGGUGGAGCAAUACAUGUCCUUCCACAAGCUUCCUGCCGGCAUGCGGCAGCGGGUCCAUGACUACUACGAACAUCGCUUCCAGGGCAAGAUGUUUGACGAGGAGAGCAUUCUGGGGGAGCUGAACGAACCGCUCAGAGAGGAAAUCGUCAACUUCAACUGUCGUAAGCUGGUGGCUUCGAUGCCUCUGUUCGCCAACGCCGACCCCAACUUUGUGACGUCAAUGCUGACCAAGCUGCGCUUUGAGGUGUUCCAGCCCAUGGAUAGCGUGGUUAUGGAAGGCACCGUCGGCAGAAAGAUGUACUUCAUCCAACAUGGGGUGGUCUGCGUCAUCGCCAAGGGCAACAAAGAGACCAAGCUGUCUGACGGGUCCUACUUUGGAGAGAUCUGCCUGCUGACUCGAGGCAGAAGAACGGCCAGUGUUCGCGCCGAGACGUACUGCCGUCUGUACUCUCUGUCUGUGGACAACUUUAACGAGGUCCUGGAGGAGUACCCCAUGAUGAGACGGGCCUUCGAGACCGUAGCUCUGGACCGGCUGGACCGCAUAGGAAAGAGGAACUCUGUGCUCCAACACAAAGUCACCCAGAACUCAGGAGCUGUGAACCUCCUGGAGAACGCGAUCAUCCAGAGGAUCGUACAGCAAGACCGGGACAUGGCCAUCCAGAGCAACAUCUCUCCCCUGUCCCUGGAUCCCGACGCCCCAUUCCCCACCUCCACCCCGGGGGUCAUCUGGGGUCCCCUGGUCCAGGGCCCCCUCCAGGCCGCUGCAGCCACCACCUCCCUGGCUCUGGCCUUCUCCCACUCCCAGCUCCAUGCCCAGCUCCCGCCGAUCCUCUUUCACCGUCCGCUCUCUGUCUCCGAGUCAUUCAAGGAUCCUAGAGGCCACCAUCUGCAGAGGGGCAUGUUUGUGGGCGUGUCCAGUGGCUGUGGCUCCGCGGCUGCAUCUCCAGGCGGUUCUGUGAAGUUCCGUUCUGGAGUGGACACUCCGAUAUUAGCCUCGCUCCGGGCGCAGCAUUUAGUCUCCACAGCCUCCUCCAUUUAUCCUCUGUCACCUAUAACCUCCAUGUACCAGCCCACCUCCUCCAUCACCUCCACCGACUUCCAGGCUCAGCCCAGCAGAGCCUCUCCCUUCCCCCUGGGCCAGGGCUCCAUCCGGGAGUAUCCACCCUCCUCCUGCAUGGCCCAGCUCCAGCACCACCACCCCUACGGCCCACCAGGGACCCACCAGCAGGAGGCAUCAGGGAGGCCCAUCAUGGGCACGCCGAGAUUCCCAGCCCACUCAGCCCCCUCUGGUUCCACCCUGAGCCCUCUCAUCUGUAGCUCUGUCAGCCCCAUCCUGAGCCAGCUACAGAACUCUCACUCUGACACUACCAGCGCUCAGCAGCACGUCCAGAUGGGACCUGGUCAUCAGGAGAGAGCAGGCCACCUCCUCCUCCCCCACUGCCCCUACACGACCACAAGCCCUAGCAACCCCACCCAGCACCACAGCUCCAGUGGGUUUCUAUCUAUAUCUAUCCCAGAACAGGCCGGCGUUGGAGGUGUCGGAGUCCCAUCGUCCCUGGUGCAUCACAGUCUGGCAGGCCUCCACCCCAGUCUCCUCCCACAGAUUCUCCCAGAGCACUCUGCUCAUUCUUCUCACUUUGCCCUGGCCUCGCUGGCCCAGUACGGGUCAGGGGAUGGCUCCCCGGUCUGUACCCCACCGGUAACACACAGCCCCACCAUCCAGAGCCCGCUGACAGGCAGGACGGUGCUUCAGCUCCACAGCCAACCCUCCAGCGCCAAUGGCUCUCACAGCUCCCUCACCCCACAGACAUCAUGCCCUCCCCAGGUAGAUGGGAGAGGGCAGAGGGCAGAGUCCCUGGUGGAUCUCUUCACGCAGGAUGUCAGGACUAUCUCCACUGUUUCCACCUCGGGCUCACACAGCUAUCUACCCCAGGAAGGGUCUCUCUCCAUACCGUCUCUCUCCAUACCUUCAGGGGGGCUUGGUUCCUCUCUCCCCAUGAUGGGUGGUAGCAGUAAUAAAUGGUACAGCCCCAUCCCAGGGCACGCCACUCCUCUGAGUCACUACACUCCCGUGGGAUCUGAACCUCCAACUGCCGUGAGCCAAGAAGCACCGAACUCUUCGCAGCCCAUCCCCAGUCGUCCUGUUACAUCCGGGGCAGAGUACACAGUCUCCAAUCUCCCUUCCAACUUGUGAGGUUUAAAAACACCCUCCUGCCAUGCCUGAACUAUGGGGAAAUUGUCUUCGCUAUUGGUAUUGUAUUUUUUUUUUUUUAUCGCUAGUGUAGGUUUUAUAUUAUUCAAGGAGGGUGUGAGGGAGUGUGUAUCUAUAUUGCAGGAAAAAGACUUAGGAUAAAGAUGUAUUUUUUUUAUGCAGAUUGAAUGAACAGAGUGAGUUCCCAGCGGGCGAAACCAGAUCUGGUUGUAAGCGAUUGGUAAUGAUGUUAUUUCGACCAGCUUUGCCCGCUGGGUUAAGUAUUUUUCUACAGUACAGUGGUACUACUACUGUACUAUGUUGAAUGUGGAGGUAUUGUACCAAUAUGGAUUGCUGGAUAAUAUUAAACCACAAGAAAGUAUAUUGACCAAUUUCCGUAAAUAAAAUAUAUAUUCUAGCCUAUAUCCUCACUUUGUAAUUUUGUGUUAAAGUAUUUGUUAAACAUGCAUAUUUAUCUAACCUUUGACCCUAAUAGAGAUGAUAACACCAAAAAUAUUGACCUUUUUGAAUAUUAUUAUAUUUUCUCAGUGUAUUGUGGUUCCUGUUUCACUUCCUGUUGUGGAAGUGUGGAGAACGUGAGGCCACCCAAAGUAAAGAACUAUGACUGAACUGCACUUUGGUAAAUUUCAGAGAUUAACUGAAAAAUGGAGAUGGUAUGUCUUCCAAUAUCUUGUUUCAGACGGAUCCUUGUGUAUGUUUUCUAAGAAUAUAUGUUUACAUUCUGUAUACGUUUUUAACUAGCCUAGAUAUCUAACAUAAUAUCGCAUCAAAAGACAUGUGUUUAGUGACUGUGGAUUUUAAAGUAAACAGUUUGGAAAUUAAUCAUUGGGGUUUGGAUGAAAGAAAUACAGUAAGCAUUGUGAGAAUACAGUAAUCCUUGUGAGAAUACAGUAAAUCUUGUGAGAAUACAGUAAAUCUUGUGAGAAUACAGUAAGCCUUGUGAGAAUACAGUAAGCCUUGUGAGAAUACAGUAAAUCUUGUGAGAAUACAGUAAAUCUUGUGAGAAUACAGUAAUCCUUGUGAGAAUACAGUAAAUCUUGUGAGAAUACAGUAAAUCUUGUGAGAAUACAGUAAGCCUUGUGAGAAUACAGUAAGCCUUGUGAGAAUACAGUAAAUCUUGUGAGAAUACAGUAAAUCUUGUGAGAAUACAGUAAUCCUUGUGAGAAUACAGUAAAUCUUGUGAGAAUACAGUAAAUCUUGUGAGAAUACAGUAAGCCUUGUGAGAAUACAGUAAAUCUUGUGAGAAUACAGUAAAUCUUGUGAGAAUACAGUAAGCCUUGUGAGAAUACAGUAAGCCUUGUGAGAAUACAGUAAAUCUUGUGAGAAUACAGUGAGGAAAAAAAGUUGCAUUUAGAAAAUAAGUAAUUCAGCUUUGGCCAUUGUCUGUCUGUCAUAUUUCCUGCAAGGCACCUCCUCUGCUGACACUACACUACACUAC